Canariomyces notabilis is the source of this 1905-nucleotide messenger RNA. RefSeq names its product MFS general substrate transporter. The record is from RefSeq and is a predicted model, not a curated record. Gene Ontology annotation, molecular function: transmembrane transporter activity. Gene Ontology annotation, cellular component: membrane. Gene Ontology annotation, biological process: transmembrane transport. NCBI's taxonomy places the organism in Eukaryota, Fungi, Ascomycota, Sordariomycetes, Sordariales, Chaetomiaceae. The transcript has 7 exons. The coding region runs from base 367 to 1905 and encodes 512 amino acids.
UUUCAUACCAGGGGCCAAGAUCUGAUCCCCUCUCCCCCGCCAUGGGCGGAAUGACGUGGUGGGAUCUGGCUAGGGACUAGGGAGGAGGUGGUGGUGGGUGGUAGCCAGGAUCCAAAAACAGGGUCGCAACGAUGUCGCCGCCAGGCCUGACAGCACUUCCGCCCGGAACCUUAUUCAAAAGACAAAAGGAAGCCGUCCCCAACCCGCAUCUGUGGAACCCCCUCUCCCAGUCUCCCUGUGAUUGCUACUGGUACUGGUGCCCACAUUCGCUCUUCAUUCAUAAAAACGACGUCGCGGAACAGUCACCGUGAUAUACAGCCGCGGCCGAGAGAGACCAGAGUUGAGCUGAGCGGUAGACAGUUCGCCAUGGCAGACUUGGCAGACAAGGCGGAGAAGGGAUCCAGAUAUGAUGAGACGGCAAGCGCAGAGGAGAAGCCCGCGGCGGCGGCCAUUGAGGACAGCGGCCAGCAGCAGCGUAUGACGAUGGAGCCGCCCGAAUUCAUUCGCGGCCUGACCCCCGAGGAGCGGCACAGGCUCGAGACGCAGCUCAAGAGGAAGGUGGACGUGCGACUCUUGCCGGCCAUCAUCAUCAUGUACAUCCUGAACUACAUUGACCGAAACAACAUCGCGGCUGCUCGGCUGGCCGGGCUUGAACGAGACCUUCACCUGUCGUCGGUGGAAUUCCAGACGGCUGUCAGCAUCCUCUUCGUCGGAUACCUACUGAUGCAAAUACCUUCCAACUUGUUUCUCAACAAAUUCGGCAAGCCAGCAAUCUAUCUGCCGGCAUGUAUGAUAGUAUGGGGUACUAUCUCGGCUCUCACCGCUGUCUGCACCAACUCAGCCGGCCUGCUCGCCAAUCGCUUCUUUCUCGGUUUUGUUGAAGCCGCUUACUUCCCGGGAUGUCUCUACUACCUCUCCUGCUGGUACACGCGCAAGGAGCUCGGUUUCCGCACCGCCAUCCUGUACUCGGGCGCCCUGAUAUCCGGCGCCUUUUCUGGUCUGAUAUCCGCGGGCGUGACAUGGGGCAUGGACGGAGCUCGCGGUCUCGGGGCAUGGCAGUGGCUGUUCAUCAUUGAGGGCGCAGCCACGGUCGCCAUUGCUAUCGCCUGUUUCUUUGUGUUGCCUAAUUUCCCAAGGACGACUAAGUGGCUCACCGAGGAAGAACGGAUUCUGGCGGUUUGGCGCCUCCAGGAAGACGUUGGCGCCGACGACUGGGUGAACAGCAAGGAACAGACCUUCUGGCAGGGUGCACGACUGGCCUUUACCGACUACAAGACGUACAUCCUGAUCGUGCUCCUCUUCUGCAUCGUCGCCAGCGGGACCGUGACCAACUUCUUCCCCACCGUCGUCGACACGCUCGGGUACAGCCACACCGUGUCGCUGCUGCUGACGGCACCCCCCUACGUGCUCGCCGUCAUCGCCACCUACCUCAACGCCACGCACGCCGACAAGACGGGCGAGCGCUACUGGCACAUCACCAUCCCCAUGUGGGUCGCCAUCGUGGCCUACAUCAUCGCCGCGUCGACGACGGCGCUGGCCCCGCGCUACCUCAGCAUGAUGCUCAUGGUGCCCGCCGUCUACUCGGGCUUCGUCGUCGCCCUGGCCUGGAUCAGCAACACGCUGCCGCGCCCGCCCGCCAAGCGCGCCGCGGCGCUGGCGUUUAUCAACGCCGUCUCCAACUGCAGCAGCAUCUACGCCAGCUACAUGUACCCGACCAGCGCGGGGCCGCGCUACACGGUCGCCAUGUCGGUCAACUGCGUGACGGCUUUCAUUGCCGUCUGCACCGCCACCGUGCUGCGCUUCAUCCUUGUCAGGUUGAACAAAAAACUUGACCGGGGAGAGUUUGUGGAGGGGGCCAUCAACACGCUGGUUCCGGGCGAGGGCGGGUUCAGGUUCAAGGUUUAG